Messenger RNA from Candida tropicalis MYA-3404, 609 nucleotides. RefSeq lists its product as uncharacterized. Gene Ontology annotation, molecular function: ubiquitin-like protein transferase activity. The coding region runs from base 1 to 609 and encodes 202 amino acids. The record is from RefSeq and is a predicted model, not a curated record. The transcript has a single exon. NCBI's taxonomy places the organism in Eukaryota, Fungi, Ascomycota, Pichiomycetes, Serinales, Debaryomycetaceae.
AUGAUAAUUAUUUGGUUGUCGUAUAGAACUAUUUCCUUGGGGGAAAAAAAAGAAGAAGAAGAACCAGGUAACUCUUUACAAAGACAAGUUUCAAUGAUGAUUACCAAUCAAGAGUUUAACGACAAUAUAGAAGAGUUUGUCGAAUUGGUUUUAGAAAACUUACAAUUGUUGAACUCGGCAACGGAAUUGUUGAUAAGAAACUAUUAUAUAAAACAUCUACCUUUUGAAAAAAUAUAUUCAUUCAUCAGUUUUGAUUUGAAUACCGUGCGUUUAAAUUUUACAAUUUCAUAUCAUGAUUAUUAUCAAGUACCUGUAAUAAACUGUCGAUUGUAUGAGAAUGGAAAGUUCAUUGCCGGUGUUGAAUCACAGACUGUGUUGACUAUUUCUACAAAUACUAGUGUUGAAUUAGAGAAUCAUCAUUUACUAGAACAGCCUUGGUUGCAAAUACAUCCAUGUGAAACUCAGCAUACCAUUGAUGAGCAUUUACGGGAUGCUUCUCAAAAUAAGAAAUGCAAUCAUGUAAUUGAGUAUAUGUGUUGCUGGUUUGGUUUAUAUGGAUUACCUUCAGUUUUCCCACAAUUUAGUUUUAGACCAAGUAUAUAUUCUUAA